AUGACUACACCUAAAAUCCUCAACAGAAACAUGAUACCUAAUGAUUCUACAAUAACUACUGAAACAGAAAUCUUUGAUAAUGGCAAAAUUAACAAUAUCGACGACAAUGACGAAGUUCCUUUAUCAGAUAGUAACAAAAUUGCUGGUGUAAUGCCAUCACCGCCUUCACUAUCGCCACCUUUUCCGCCAGUCACUGCAGUAUCCACAUCUAAUACAGUCGUGGCCACUUUAGUAUUGAAGGAUGGAACUAAACUUCAAGGUUUCUCUUUCGGUGCCGAAACACACUCUGUCGCUGGCGAAUGCGUCUUCCAAACUGGCAUGGUCGGUUAUCCGGAAUCCCUGACCGAUCCUUCUUAUCAGGGUCAAAUCCUCGUUUUGACAUUUCCCCUAAUUGGAAACUAUGGUGUUCCGUCACCAGAUGAGAUGGAUCCUAUCCUCAAAGAUAUCCCGAAAUAUUUUGAAUCUUCCAAAAUUCAUGUUACCGCUCUUGUGGUCGGGCAAUAUUCCUCCUACUAUUCACACUAUCUCGCCCAAUCAUCAUUGGCGGACUGGUUGAAAAUGAACGAUAUUCCAGCUAUUUAUGGAAUAGAUACCAGAGCGCUCACGAAAAAAAUUCGUAUUAAGGGUGUAAUGUUAGGCAAAAUUUUAUUUCCAAAAGAAAGCGUGGCUGGAACAUCAUCUGUUAAUAAGGUUCACGUUGAUGGGAGCAUGAAACCAAUAUCGAGUUCCGCCAACUUUAGCUCAAAUGGCUACAUUAAAGAUGAAUUUGUAGUGUCUUCGUCUUGGAUAGACAAAUAUCAAGAUGUAGAUUGGAUUGAUCCAAAUAAAAAUAAUUUAGUUGCUGAAGUUUCAAUAAAGACGCCAAAAUUAUAUACACCAGAUCCUAAGAAAGCUAUCAAAGGUGUUAAUGGCAAAACAUUAAGAAUUUUGGCAUUGGACGUUGGUAUGAAAUACAAUCAAAUCCGUUGCUUUGUAAAUCGUGGAGUAGAACUCAAAGUCAUACCGUGGAACUACGACUUUCUCAACGAAACUGAUUACGAUGGAUUAUUUAUCAGCAAUGGACCUGGUGAUCCUACAAUGGUCAUGGAAACAACUAAACGCCUAAGCAUAGCAAUAAAGAAAGCGAAAACUCCGAUAUUUGGUAUCUGUUUAGGGCAUCAACUUAUGGGACUUGCGAUCGGGGCAAAAACAAAAAAAAUGAAGUUCGGUAAUCGCGGCCAAAAUAUUCCAUGCACGGACAUGAUCUCGGGCCGAUGCUAUAUAACUUCUCAAAAUCACGGUUAUGCUGUAGACGCCGAUACAAUUCCCAAUGACUUUCGAGAGUUUUUCGUAAACGCAAACGAUAACUCUAAUGAAGGGAUUGUUCACAAGACAUUACCGAUUUUUUCGGUACAAUUUCAUCCAGAAUCUACGCCAGGACCACGAGACACUGAAUAUUUGUUUGAUGUAUUUAUAAAUGCAGUGAAAGAAUCCAAUCUUUCAAGAAAAUUGGUGCCGAUCAAAAUACCCGGAGGUACAAAAGAAGAAAACAUAAGAAAAAAUUAUUGUGUAAAUCCUAGAAAGGUUCUACUGUUGGGUAGUGGUGGAUUGAGUAUAGGACAGGCCGGUGAAUUUGAUUAUUCGGGCAGUCAGGCUAUCAAAGCCCUAAAAGAAGAAGGAAUUUACACAAUUCUUAUAAAUCCAAAUAUUGCCACAAUUCAAACAUCACAUUCUCUCGCUGACAAAGUGUACUUUUUGCCGGUCACGCCUGAAUUCGUUCGCAAAGUCAUUAAACAUGAAAAACCCGACGGUAUUUAUGUAACAUUCGGCGGGCAAACAGCUUUGAACGUGGGAAUUAAGCUUAAAGACGAAUUUGAGAGUUUGGGUGUAAGAGUGUUGGGUACACCCAUUGACACAAUUAUCACAACAGAAGAUCGUGAAUUGUUUGCGCAAAAAAUUCAAGAGAUUCGUGAAAGCUGCGCGGAAUCCGCUUCGGCUGCUAAUUUGCAAGAGGCUCUUGAAGCUGCUGAAAAAAUAUCUUAUCCUGUAAUUUGUCGUGCUGCUUAUGCGCUUGGUGGACUUGGUUCUGGAUUCGCAGAAAAUGCGCAGCAAUUAACUGAGCUAUGUAAUAAAGCUUUCGCUACUAGCCCGCAGGUAUUAAUAGAACGGUCAAUGAAAGGAUGGAAAGAAAUUGAGUAUGAGGUUGUCCGUGAUUGUCGUGAUAAUUGUAUUACUGUCUGCAAUAUGGAGAAUUUCGAUCCUCUCGGUAUUCAUACUGGCGAUUCAAUUGUUGUUGCACCCUCCCAAACUCUCUCCGACGAAGAUUAUAAUAUGUUGCGUACAACAGCCGUUAAUGUAAUUAGACACCUUGGUGUUAUUGGCGAAUGCAAUAUCCAGUACGCUCUGAAUCCAAUCUCAAAGGAAUAUUGUAUCAUUGAAGUGAAUGCUCGUCUUUCUCGUUCGUCAGCACUUGCAUCAAAAGCUACUGGGUAUCCUUUGGCUUUUGUUGCCGCAAAACUCGGUCUCGGGAUUCCAUUAAAUGAAAUCAACAAUAUGGUUACUAAACUCACGUGUGCAUGCUUUGAACCAAGUUUGGAUUAUGUAAUAGUGAAAAUUCCUCGAUGGGAUUUGAAAAAAUUCUCUCGUGUUAAUAAAGCAUUAAGCUCUUCCAUGAAAUCAGUUGGGGAAGUAAUGAGCAUUGGUCGCACUUUUGAGGAAACCAUUCAAAAGGCUAUUCGUGCUAUCGAUUAUGAUUUCUUGGGUUUUGGCCAAAAUGAACUCGUUGAUGAUAUUGAAGAAGAGCUAGUGACUCCAUCAGAUUUACGGCUAUUCGCCAUUGCAAAUGCGAUGCAUGAAGGAUAUACUGUUGAUCGAAUUAAUGACCUUACAAAAAUAGACAAAUGGUUCUUACAUAAGCUCAGAAAUAUUGUCGAUUUUGAAUGUAUUUUGAAAAAGUAUCAUCCAAAUAAUACUCCAAAAGAUUUAAUUCUACAAGCGAAGCAACUUGGAUUCUCAGAUCGCCAAAUUGCAAAAUCUAUCGGCAGUAAUGAAUUAGCUAUUCGAAGAAUGCGACAAGAAUUUUGUAUCACUCCAUUUAUAAAACAAAUAGACACUGUUGCCGCGGAAUUUCCUGCAUACACUAACUAUCUUUAUGUGACAUACAAUGCAAUCGAACACGACGUUACUUUCGAGGACAAAGGAGUAAUGGUGCUUGGUUCAGGGGUCUAUCGAAUUGGUAGUUCUGUAGAAUUUGAUUGGUGCGCAGUACGAGCUAUUCGCACCUUGCGUGAAAAAGGCUUCAAAACAAUAAUGGUCAAUUACAAUCCAGAAACUGUCAGUACUGACUAUGAUGAAGCUGAUCGUUUAUAUUUUGAAAAUAUUACACUGGAACGUGUGCUUGACAUUUACGAGAUCGAGCAAUCGAAUGGGGUCAUUAUUUCAGUGGGUGGUCAAACUCCUAAUAAUAUCGCAUUACCGCUUUACAGACAGAAUGUAAAUAUUCUGGGAACUUCACCUGAAAUGAUUGACACUGCCGAAAAUCGAUACAAGUUUUCGCGUAUGUUGGAUAAAAUUGGAGUCGAUCAACCCAUGUGGAAAGAAUUAACAAGCUAUGAAGAAGCGCUUGCUUUUUGUGAUCGAGUAGGAUAUCCCGUGUUGGUACGACCAUCAUAUGUAUUAUCGGGUGCAGCCAUGAACGUGGUCUACUCUUCAAACGAUGUUUCGAAUUAUCUGAGUCAGGCAACAGCUGUUUCACGUGAACAUCCCGUUGUUAUAUCUAAAUAUAUCGAAGAAGCCAAAGAAAUUGAGAUGGAUGCAAUAGCUUUAGAAGGUCAAUUAGUUAUGCAUGUUAUUUCAGAACACGUGGAAAAUGCCGGUGUUCAUUCUGGUGAUGCCACUCUUGUCCUUCCACCACAAGAUUUGGAUCCAGAGACAGUCCGAAAGAUUGUACUCGCAACGCAACAAAUAGGGAACACGCUUAAUGUCACUGGUCCAUUCAAUAUUCAAUUCAUCGCAAAAAAUAAUGAUAUUAAAGUGAUUGAGUGUAAUGUUCGGGCAUCACGAUCAUUUCCAUUUGUAUCAAAGGUCUUGGGAGUGGAUUUGAUCGAGAUGGCGACUUUGGCAAUGUUGGGUGUCCCUUUUGAUUCAUAUCCGCCUCUAAAUUUACCAAAUAAUUACGUCGCGGUCAAAGUUCCUCAGUUCAGUUUCAGUCGAUUAUCUGGUGCUGAUCCGGUGUUGGGUGUAGAAAUGGCAUCCACUGGCGAGGUUGCAUGUUUUGGCCAUGAUAAAUAUGAAGCAUAUAUUAAAGCGUUAAUUUCAACAGGUCUCACUAUGCCAAAGAAAAAUAUUUUAUUAUCAAUUGGAUCAUUCAAAGAAAAACAAGAAAUGCUACCAUCUGUACUAAAGUUGCAUCAAAUGGGAUUCCAUUUAUUUGCCACCUCAGGUACUUCAGAUUUCAUUCAAGAACAUGGGAUCCCUGUGAAAUAUUUGGAAGCAUUGGACGAAGAUCACCAAAAUCUAAGUUCUGAAUAUUCUCUUCAGCAGCAUCUGGCAAAUAAUUUGAUUGAUUUAUAUAUUAAUUUGCCGUCCAAGAAUCGAUAUCGACGACCAGCCAGUUACAUGAGCAAAGGGUAUCGUACUCGUAGAAUGGCGGUUGACUAUGCCAUUCCAUUAGUCACCAAUGUGAAAUGUGCUAAACUUUUUGUUGAGGCUCUGGCACGCAAAAAAGAUUUUGAGAUCAAAGAUGUAGAUUAUAAAACAAGUCAUAAAACAGUUACACUACCUGGAUUAUUUAAUCUUUCAGCAUUUGUGCCUCAUAUCGCUGAGCCAGAUCAUGAUGAUUUCGUGGAAGUUACUAAAGCUUCAUUAGCAGCUGGGUUUACCACUAUUAAUGUUUUACCAAUAGGAUUAACCGAUUCAAUUAAAGAUGCUCGGACUAUUGGAAUUGCUCAUUCUAAUAGCAGGAAUAAUGAACAUUGUGAUUAUUCAUUAUCCAUGGCUGUCGCUGAAAAUAAUGCAGAAAAAUUGAAGAGCGUUAUACCAGAUGCUGCGGCAUUAUUUAUCCCAUCCACCAGCAGUCAGUGCAACACUAAAAUACCAAAAAUGGCCACAAUGGUGACUCAUUUUGAUGAGUGGCCACCUCUUUUGCCUAUUAUGACAGAUGCCAAAGGAACAGAUUUAGCUUCUGUCUUAUAUGUAGCCAGUCUUCAAAAUCGUUCGAUUCAUGUUACUAAUGUGACUACGAAAGAUGAUAUCGAAUUAAUUGAUUUAAGUAAAACGAAAGGAUUAAAGGUCACUUGUGACGUAGCUGUCUAUUCUUUGUUCUUGAAUACUAGUGAUGUGGUCAAUUGUGAUGGAGUAUUGCCUACACCAACCGAUCAGGCAGCUCUUUGGGAACACUUGGAAGUUAUUGACUGUUUUACUGUUGGAUAUUUGCCAUACCAUGUUGCUAAACAGAUAGAUCCUAAAGUUAAUACUCCGAGCAUUGGAAUCAAAGAAACACUUCCGUUAUUGUUAAAUGCAAUUAAUGAAGGAAAAUUGACCAUAAAAGAUAUAAAAGAAAGACUAUAUACAAAUCCAAAGAAAAUACUCGAUAUACCCGAGCAACCAGACACCUACAUAGAAGUGGAAAUAGAUCGAAAGAUCACAGUCACGCCUAAAGAAUCAAAACAUUCACCAUUUGCGGGGAAACAACUUUUUGGUAGUGUUAGUCGCGUUGUUUUGCGCGGCGAAACUGUAUAUUUAGAUGGAAGUUUAUUCUCUACCGGAUCUAAUGGUAGAGAUAUUUCGAAUAUGACUCAUGUCAUUGCUGUUAAAGAAUCGACACAAGUGCAACAACAGUCCCACGAAAUACAUCAUUCACAAAUAACUUCUGUACACAAUACUAUUCCAUUAACAACCGAACUUAAAUCACCAACUCUUUUAACAAAAGAUUUAAUAAUGCCAAAAUUAUUCCCUGAAUUACCGCCUGAAACACAUACUAUGGUACCAACGAAUCUUGCUCCUUUCCUCAUUGGUUCACCAUAUUUGCGCAAAAAUAUUUUAUCUGUCAAAGAAUUUUCUCGUAACGAUCUUCAUCAUCUAUUUGGUGCAGCACACGAGAUGCGAACAAUAGUCGAAAGAUAUGGCUCUAUUAAUUUAUUACAAGGACGAGUCAUGUUCACAAUUUUCUAUGAAUCAUCCACACGAACUUCUGCAUCCUUUGAAGCGGCAAUGAAUAGAUUGGGUGGGCGUGUAGUCAGCAUUAAAGCAGAUUCUUCAUCAGUAGCCAAAGGUGAAACAUUGGCAGAUACUGUGAGAACUCUAGGAUCUUAUGGGGAUGUAAUUAUUUUACGUCAUCCUGAAACCGGAAGUGCAAAGGCUGCAGCUAAAUUUUCUCCUGUACCGAUAAUUAAUGCUGGUGAUGGAAUAGGAGAACAUCCCACCCAGGCAUUUUUAGACGUCUAUACUAUUCGUGAAGAACUUGGGACAGUGAAUGGACUAUGUGUAACGUUAGUUGGAGAUUUGAAAAAUGGACGUACCGUUCAUAGCUUAGUAAAAAUUCUUGCUCAAUAUCACGUAACUCUCAAUUACGUGAGCCCGAAUUCAUUACGAAUGCCUGAAGUGGUGAAAGCAGAAGUACGUAAAGGAGGCGGAGGCACUCCACAAAACGAAUACACUGACCUCAAUGAUGUGAUUGCUCAAACUGAUGUUCUUUACGUCACUCGGAUUCAACGUGAACGAUUUGCCGACCUAGCAGAAUAUGAACGCGUCAAAAACUUGUAUGUUGUAAAUAACGCGUUGCUAAGUCGCGCAAAAUCCCAUAUGAUUGUGAUGCAUCCUUUGCCACGUGUUAAUGAAAUUGAUCCAGAAGUGGAUUUUGAUCAACGUGCUGCGUAUUUCCGGCAAAUGCGUUAUGGCAUGUAUGUGAGAAUGGCACUCUUGGCUUUGGUAAGUUAA
Molecule: messenger RNA, 6915 nt
Organism: Ambispora gerdemannii
Lineage: Eukaryota; Fungi; Glomeromycota; Glomeromycetes; Archaeosporales; Ambisporaceae
Source: the annotation of a GenBank genome assembly